AUGGCGGAAAUCCCGACCAUCCUGCUGGUUGAAUCUAGCGUCCAACAAAUCGACCAUGUUCGACGCCAGACUCUCUCCGAAAAAGUGUCAAUUCUAAGAUAUGAUUGUGCUUCUGUCGACGAUUUUGUCUCUCGCCUUCAGCCUGGCGGUCUGUAUAGCAACAUCUGCGCCAUUGUCCGCACCGGUUGGCUGAAAGCAGGGCCAUACGCAUCUCAUCGCCUAUUCGCCAGCGAAGUCCUCCCACACUUUCCUUCUAGCCUGAAACUCAUCUGCUGUAGUGGACACGGAUAUGAUGCAGCAGAUAUCGAUGCGUUAACCAACCGGGGAAUCUGGUUCUGUAACACGCCAAAUGCAUGCACGGAGGCCGUCGCGAACACCGGACUCGUGUUGGUGCUGGAGACAUUCCGCUAUCUGAGCUUCGCACAGUGGUGUGCAAGAUACGAUUGGCAGAAGAGUCGAGAGUUGGGCUUGAAGGCAGUCGAUCCGGCUGGGAUGGUGUUGGGUGUGAUCGGUCUGGGUGACAUUGGGCUUGCGAUUGCCGAAAAGUGCCAAAAUGCACUGGGGAUGAAAAUUGCAUAUCACGGCCCGAGAAGGAAAGAGGAAGCAGAAGCGAGGCUGGGAGGUGGUGCGCAGUACUAUGCUGAUCUGACAGGCAUGAUUUCAGCUGUUGAUUGCAUUGUUAUUGCCGCACCUUACACCCAGAGUACGCACCAUCUCCUGUCCCACAAACAGUUCCAGGUAACCAAAGACACUGGCCUCCGUGUGGUGAAUAUUGCUCGUGGUAAAAUGAUCGAUGAAGAUGCCUUGGUAUUAGCUCUCGAGACGGGCAGAGUGGUUGGCGUAGGACUUGAUGUGCACGAAAAUGAACCUGUGGUUCACAAGAAACUGAGAGAGAACUGGAUGGUGACUUUGCUGCCUCAUAUCGGAAAUCGUUCCUACGGAGCGGAAAGCCCGUAUGCCCCGUGA
This is a messenger RNA of Penicillium hordei, 966 nucleotides long. RefSeq names its product D-mandelate dehydrogenase-like dehydrogenase. Bases 1 to 966 code for a protein of 321 amino acids. The record is from RefSeq and is a predicted model, not a curated record. Gene Ontology annotation, molecular function: hydroxypyruvate reductase [NAD(P)H] activity; glyoxylate reductase (NADPH) activity; NAD binding. Lineage: Eukaryota; Fungi; Ascomycota; Eurotiomycetes; Eurotiales; Aspergillaceae. The transcript is spliced from 2 exons. Gene Ontology annotation, cellular component: cytosol.